CUCAGUGACAAUCAGUCAAUGUUUUAUGUUUGUUUUCGGUUUGUUUAGAUCCAGUGAAUUAUCCUUUGAAGAGUAAUUUUCUCAUUUUUGAGAAUCCUCCAGCAGUUCCUAUCUCUAGAUAAUCAAUUAAAAUGAAUAACUGCAUACAGUGUAAUGAACCCUCUAAAUAUAAAUGCCCCAUAUGUCGCAAACCAUAUUGUUCAGUUGUUUGCUGUAAACUUCACCGAUCAAAUCCAUGCAUUGCACCUCCAACACCUAAUGUAGAAUCUCCAACAGAACCAAGUAGAGAGUAUGAAUUUCCUACUGAUGACACAGUGCCUGUAGAAAGACUAGAACUUCUAAGACAAUCAGUGGAUGUAAAUAAAUGCUUAGAAAAUCCCCAUGUCAGAGAAAUAUUGAAGAUUUUAGAUAAAUCAGCAUAUCCAGAUGAAUUAAUGCAAGAAUAUAUGCUGGAACCUAUAUUUACAGAAUUUGUUGAUGCCUGUUUAAGUGUUGUACAAGCACCAGAUAAUGAAAAGCAAUAAUAAUAAAAU
This is a messenger RNA of Chilo suppressalis (striped riceborer), 533 nucleotides long. The record is from the annotation of a GenBank genome assembly. NCBI's taxonomy places the organism in Eukaryota, Metazoa, Arthropoda, Insecta, Lepidoptera, Crambidae.